This is a messenger RNA of Hevea brasiliensis (rubber tree), 780 nucleotides long. RefSeq names its product disease resistance protein RPV1-like. Gene Ontology annotation, molecular function: protein binding. The transcript has a single exon. Lineage: Eukaryota; Viridiplantae; Streptophyta; Magnoliopsida; Malpighiales; Euphorbiaceae. The coding region runs from base 1 to 780 and encodes 259 amino acids. The record is from RefSeq and is a predicted model, not a curated record.
AUGCUGAAAGAUUGCAUUAGAUUGGAAAGGGUUGGUGACACCAUUGGACUUCUCACUAAUCUUGUUUUCCUGAAUUUUCAAGAUUGCAAGAGCCUUGGGAAUCUUCCAGGAAGUGUUGGUGGUCUAAGAACGCUGGAGAAGCUAAAUAUGUCGGGCUGCUCAAAACUUGAAGAGAUGCCCGAGUCCAUUGGACUUCUAACUCACCUUAUUCUGUUGAAUUUGCAAAACUGUGAGAAACUUCAGAACCUUCCAGGAAGCAUUGGCAAUCUAAAAUCACUUCAGGAGCUAAACAUGUCAGGCUGCUCCAAACUUGAGCAGUUGCCCGAGUCCACUGGAUUUCUAACAUGCCUCAUUUCAUUGAAUUUGCAUGAUUGCGAGAACCUUAAGAGUCUUCCAGGGAGCAUUGGUGAUCUAAACUCACUUGAGAAGCUAGACAUGUCAGGCUGCUCAAAACUUGAUGAUUUGCCAGAAUCCACUGGACAUUUUAAUUCCCUUGUUUUCUGGAAUUUGCAAGAUUGCAAGAAUCUUAAGAAUUUCCCUGCCAAAAUUUUUGGUCUAAGAUCACUGAAGGAGUUAAACAUGUCAGGCUGCUCAAAACUCAAGGAACUGCCUGAGGACCUGGGGGAGUUGAAAUCCUUGGUUGUUCUUAAUCUUGAUGGAACUGGAAUAAACAUCCUACCUGAAACAAUUAGAAAUAUGAAAAAUCUUGAAAUUUUGUCUUUAUGUGAAUGUCCUCUUAUCUUUUCACCCGAAAACUGUCCUCAGAUCAUCAGCAUUUAA